GAUGACAAAGCAAAGAAGAGCUACCCUGGAACCACCUCCGCCUCCGCCUCCUCCGCUGCCUCCUCCUGGGCUGCUUCUAUUGCCCAGAGAGGCUGUUAUGGAAACCAGCCUGGCUCGCAAAAGGCGAUAAUGGAGCAGCCAUGGCCAGGGCCAGCAGCAGCGGCGGCGGCGGCGGCGGCGGCAGCUCUGCCCCACCAGAACGGGCAGGGGGCUCGGAUCGGCUGGACCCCUGGGAGCUGUCCCUGGAGGAGGUGCUGAAGUCUUAUGAACAGCCGAUUAACGAGGAGCAGGCAUGGGCCGUGUGUUACCAGUGCUGUCGCGGGCUGCUCGAGGCAGAGCCUGGAGGGGGCAGGAUCCGGGACACGGCCGACAUCCUCCUUCACAAGGAUGGGACGGUCAGCGCGCAGCUGGAACCUGGUUCAGCUGACUCCUCAACCAUGGUAGCACCACCAGCCAACACAGAAGCCCAGAUGGUCCAGUCUCUGGGUUUUGCCAUCUACCGAGCUCUGGAUUGGGGGCUGGAUGAGAGUGAAGAAAGGGAGCUCAGUCCCCAGUUAGAGCAGCUCAUUGAUCUCAUGGCCAAUAGUGAUUCUGAAGACAAUGGCUGCGGAGCUGCUGACGAGGGUUAUGGGGGGCAAGAAGAAGAAGAAGAAUCCUUUGAGGGCCCCGUGAGAAGCAUACGUUCAUUUUCCCAAGUCAUGAGGAUGUGUUCUUCCCGCCUGACAGACUCCAGAGAGGCCCAACCUCACUAUCAGGCUGUGUGCCGGGCCCUUUUUGUAGAGACAGUAGAACUGAAGGCCUUUCUCACCAAAAUCCGGGAGGCCAAGGAGAUGCUGCUCAGACUUCGGGAGGAUGAGUCCCAGGCAGAGAAGCCACAAGCUGACCUGGACAACCUUCGGCACAAAGACUGGGCCCGGCUCUGGGUACAGCUGAUGCGGGAGUUGCGUCAUGGUGUGAAACUCAAGAAAGUCCAAGAGAAGCAGUUCAACCCCCUACCCACCGAAUACCAGCUGACCCCCUUUGAGAUGUUGAUGCAGGAUAUCCGGGCUCGAAACUACAAGCUACGAAAGGUCAUGGUUGAUGGCGACAUCCCACCGAGGGUGAAGAAAGAUGCCCAUGAACUCAUUCUGGAUUUUAUCCGUUCCCGGCCCCCACUAAAGCAGGUGUCAGAAAGAAGACUUCGGCCCUUGCCCCAGAAGCAACGAACCCUCCAUGAGAAGAUCCUGGAGGAGAUUAAACAAGAGAGGAAGCUACGGCCUGUGCAGGGCCCACACUGGAACUCUAAAGGUUUUGGCUCCCUGCCCUGCAUCCUCAAUGCCUGCUCCAGCAAUGUGAAGUCUACUUCCUGCAUAAACCUGUCCCUCUCAGGUACGGGGAGCACCUCUCAUCGCCCACCACGGCCACGGGUCCUGCUUAAAGCCCCCACCUUGGCAGAGAUGGAAGAGAUGAACAUUUCUGAGGAGGAAGAAUCUCCAAGUGGGGAAAUGAAGAGGACUAGCAGCUCCCUGCUGCCCCUGAAGCGGGACCGCUCCUUCUCUGAACAUGACUUGGCCCAGCUCCAGAGUGAGAUGGCCAUGGGCCUCCAGCCAGACACUGGCCACCUGGGAGAGGAGGAGCUGGAAUCCCGACCCCGCUCAGGCAGCAUGCACACGUGGAAGACGGACACCACAGACCAUGGCUCAUUUCCCCCCAACUACAAGGCCCUCAUGGAAUCCAGUUCCCCUGCCCACAGCUCCCUUGGCUCUGUAGAGGAAAGACCAGAGGCUAGUUCAGCGUUGGACAGUCACUCUAAACACCUGUGGCUGGAAUUCAGCCAUCCAGUGGAGAGCCUCGCGUUGACUGUAGAGGAGGUGAUCAAUGUGCGCCGGGUGCUGGUAAAGGCUGAGAUGGAGAAGUUCUUGCAGAAUAAAGAACUUUAUAACAGCCUGAAGAAAGGGAAGAUCUGUUGCUGCUGUAGAAACAAGUUCCCCCUGUUCUCCUGGCCAGCUACCUGUCUCUUUUGUAAAAGAGCCGUCUGCACCUCCUGUAGCAUAAAGAUAAAGAUGCCUUCUAAGAAGUUUGCACACAUUCCCGUUUACACUUUGGGCUUUGAGAGCCCUCAAAAGGCUGUGACUGCCAAAGCUAUGCUGACUCGGAGGAGAGAUGUCUUCCAGUCCCUGCAGGGGACAAAGUGGCACAGUGUGGAAGAAGAAUUCCCACACAUCUAUGCCCACGGCUGCGUCCUGAAGGAUGUCUGCAGUGACUGUACUAGUUUUGUAGUGGAUGUGGUCAGUUCCAGCCGGAAGAGUGUGGAUGUCCUCAACACCACUCCCCGGAGGAGCCGCCAGACUCAGUCCCUCUACAUCCCUAACACUAGGACUGCCUGGGACAAAUGAUGGACCUUCUGUGUUCUCUCUCACCCCCACAGCCCCACCUUACUCAGACUCACCAUCCUGGUGACUAACAGGCCUGAGCUCUCAAGCGUUCCCUUUGGGCUUGACGAUGAUGAGAGGCAUGUCACUCCAACACUGCCCUGCUCUAGUCAUCAAGCUUUUGGUGGUACUUUCUGGGGCCCAAGCCCAUCUCUUGGGUUAAACGAAUGGAGUCCCGUCAUAAGAAACUGUGCCCAUAGCCUUCCCUUCUCAGCACAGCUCCCCUACUUAGCACCACCUCUUGGGUGAAUGAAUUGCCCUCUGAGUUGUGCAUGUACAUAUAUACAUAUAUAGAUACAUUUAUAUAAUAUAUUCAGUCUAUAUAUUUAUAUACAUUGUUUACCUGGGACCUCACCCAAAGGUACUUGGCAUUCCCAGGCAUUUCCAUGGUAGAGGCUGACUCGGACUCUUCUGAAGGUCCACGAGAAAGAACAUGGCCCCCCCUCUUGCAGUGAGCAGAAAUCUGCAAAGAUUAGUUUGGAGGAUAGAGGGAGAAAUGGAUUUUCUUGAGUCUAGGAGGGGAGGAUAAGUCAGGGAUAAGAGCAGAAAAACUGAAGGGAGAUUUCAGCAUGGAGAUUUCAGGCUACUCUACAGCAACCCUCAUAGUUGACUGGGUGGCUUUUGGCAAAGAUUUGACCCUUUGCCAUUUCCUCAAUUUCCUUAUUCUCACCACAGGUGUGAGGUCGAGGAGGGGAGGAAAUGGUUUCUGUUCCCUAGAUGAAAGUCCUGGGCUGUGAAACUUCCUUUUCUUCUGUCCUGCGGUGGGUUAAGCCUGUCUGCCUCAACCUAGUUUGGCUUAGACCUGAACUUUAGAGGACAGAGGAGACCCUAGUGGAGUGGAGUAGUAGCUCCAUUGAGAUUCUUUCCUGUGUGAAGCUAAAUGAGCAGUCUCUGGUCCCAGUAGUCUAGCAGGUCUUGACUUUUUCAGGGCUAUUUUUGGGGGUGGGUGUGGGGGUACAGUGAGGUGUCCAAGGGAUUAGGGGCAGAGGGAAGAGUGGUUAAUAGUUGGUUCUAUCCCACCCUUCUUGUGCCUUCCCUCAUCCACUUUCAUCAACAUCUCUCCUGCUCAGUAGGCUUCCAGAACUUCCUGAAGAAGGCUCUCUCUUUGAUCAACUUCCCUUUGUCCCUGUGUAUAGUAGGGAAGGACAGCAAAUCCCAGGAAGCUGGCACAUCCAAUCCACAGUGCUAAAAUUAGAAUAGUUUCUUUGUCUCCUCAUAUCUACAUAUCAUGGCUCAAAAAAUAGAGCCUUAUUUAUCAUGACUAAUUUUGCUUCUUCCUUCCAUUCAGUCUCUUUCAUGUCUCACACCUUCCUCCCAUCCAUCUGUCCCUUACUGGCACCAAAAUCCACCCUCGCUCUCCCCUUGGCCCCUUACUCUUCAGUGCCAUACAGCUGGGGGGAUGCAUUGAUAGUCAUUUAGAUUCUGUCUGUCAGUGAUUGGGGCGCUACAUGUAUCGCAGAGGCAGCAGAACCAGCCAGCUCCUUCUGUAGGGAUCUGGGAUAAGUCCUAUGAAAUACCACAGUGGGAAAGAAUAGAUGGCUUGGGAGGCCUAGCUCAGUAGCACACCUGCUGGAGAAAGGAUGGGAUGGGUAAAUCUGUUGGCUGUGGCCGCCAUGCCUCCUGGCCUCUGCCCUUUCAAUCUGGACAGCUGGUUGUCCAGAAGAGCUACAGUGUGCUCCAAGGUCAUGCUGUCUUCCAGGCAUCUGGUGCUUCUAUCUUUUUGACAAAGAAAUGGGUAUCUACCCUCAAGUUAGAUGGCUUCUGUUGGUUUUCUGCCAAGAAUAUAAGGCUGGGUCAGUGUACCCCAGGAAGAUUUAGUCAGAUGCCCAUCUCUGCAUGUUUAGCUCCAUAGUUCAGCCCUAGUGAGGGGAAAUUCUCAAGAGCUUCACAGGGAAGCAUUUCUAGGGCCAAUCCCAGACCUUGGACUUAUCAGGAGAAAUUGAACUGAGAUACUAAAGCUCUAUUAAUGCCUGUCUGAAGAGUCUGCAUUUUAAAUCAAGGGGCACUUCUAUCUCCCCUUCCUACUUGUCUAUCCAAAGUACCCCUCCUGCCUUCUU
Molecule: messenger RNA, 4468 nt
Organism: Phascolarctos cinereus (koala)
Lineage: Eukaryota; Metazoa; Chordata; Mammalia; Diprotodontia; Phascolarctidae
Gene: SPIRE2
Product: spire type actin nucleation factor 2
Biological process (GO): cleavage furrow formation; Golgi vesicle transport; actin nucleation
Cellular component (GO): cytoplasmic vesicle membrane; cell cortex
Molecular function (GO): actin binding; microtubule binding
Source: RefSeq, a predicted model, not a curated record